AUGCGCUUCGUUGAAAUGAUGUGUCAAAGCCAGUCGUUAUGAAUCUAAAUGACAGGCGUCUGCCUUUAAAAGGCACCAGCAUUAGGCAGGAAUUGCCAUAUCAAAUCACUGCUGUAGCUACAAAAUUGCCACGUGACAAAUUUGAGUCUAAAGAAAACCGCGUUAUGUUAACUCAAGCGAUCCAGUCUAGUGAAAUGAAGCCAGCAUUUAUCAACCAUUUGAGCAGGACAAAAACUUUAGCUUAUGUUAGUUUGAUUAGGCCAGCGUUAACCUCGUCUACAACCAAAUCUGUAGUUAAGGAGAAAUCGGUCCUGUCCGCUUUGACAAAUCGAAAUAGUACUACAAAUAGCACUUCUAUCACCUCGGUUCCUGCUAGUCUGCGUGAACCAUUGGCUAAAAACGAGGCAAAGGCCGAGGCCAUAGCCCUUAUGAGUCCCAUCACCGAUGGCGAUACCUUCGACUGUCCCGCCUUCGUCUGGCUGCAGAAGGCGGAGUGUCUUCGCCAGCUAAAUCGCACCAAUGAGGCCAUCCAAUGCUACCAGAGAGUGGUCCAUCUAGCCCCCGUUUGCUACGAUGCCAAGUUCACGCUGUCCGCACUUCUGAAACAGCAGGGCCGGCAUGAGGAGGCCGUCGAGGCCUUGGAGCAGUCUGGCGAGGUCGAGGGUCAGCCCUUGAUUGCUCGCCUGCUCUACGAAAUAUGCGUAAUGUUGAAGCAAAUCGGGCGCAUCGAAGAGUUUCUGGACGUGGGAUAUGUUUUGCUCAGUAGACAUUCCAUCAAGCUGAAAAAUCGCGAGGAAAUGAUAGCGGCGGACAACGGCGGAAGUACCUACAACGCCGAGAGCUUAAAGGCCAUUAUGCAGAUGCGAAGUCUGGCAGCUGGGGAAACGGGAUCAACAGAGCCGGAGCUGCAAGAUCCCGGCAAGAGUGCCGCAUCAGAGGCCUCCGAUCUGACCAUCAAGGAUGAGUACGAUCUGUUUCAGGACCUGAUGCGCACGGCCCACACACAUGGCAUGAGCAGUGCCGCUGAGAAGCUCUGCUUCGCAAUGGUCACCACAAAGAGGUUCACGUAUUACCAUUACGAGAUUGAAAGGAUUAUGAUACUGGCCUGCUAUUUCAAUGACGGUUCCGCCAUUGCGUUUUCGUAUCUACUUGAACUCAUCGCAAAGCAGCCGAACCAGAUAAACUUGUGGAACCUGCUCUCCCUGCUCGUCCAGAAGGGGGAGGACAUGCGGUACUGCCGCUACAUAAGGCGUCUCCUGCAUCGCCAGCCCCUUGUCGACCAACAGAUGCGUCUCUUCCUGGGCCACUACCAUCUCAACUGCAGUUCAUUCAAGUACGCUCUCAACGUGUACGUGCCCAUGCUGCGCGAGAAUCCGGAUCCCCUGGUAGCGCUCUCCAUAGCCGUCGUCUUCAAUCAGUUGGCCCUGCAGAAGAAGGUGCUCCGGAAGUCGGCAGCCGUAGCUCAAGCGGUGGCCUUUGCCGAGCGCUACAAAGAACUCCGGUCUGCUGGCGAUGAUUUCUGCAGGUGCGCUGCCCAGCAGGAAAUCUUCUACAAUAUCGGAUGCAUCUACCAUCAGGCCAAUAUACUCCACCUCGCAGUCGAGUUCUACGAAAAGGCCUUGGCCGUGCAUCAUCCACUGAUUGCCGAGUAUGAGGACACUCUGGGACUUCAGCACGAGACGGCCUUCAACUUGCAUCUCAUCUACCGCGCCAAUGGCAACCCCUGGAAGGCCCGUCAGUAUCUCAUGCGUUACUGUGUGGUGUGAUAUAUGUAUUUAAGAUGAAAAUAUUGUAAUUGUGUUUAUUUGAAUCUCUGUGGA
Molecule: messenger RNA, 1820 nt
Organism: Drosophila miranda
Lineage: Eukaryota; Metazoa; Arthropoda; Insecta; Diptera; Drosophilidae
Product: general transcription factor 3C polypeptide 3-like
Exons: 2
Coding region: 39-1766 (575 amino acids)
Biological process (GO): transcription by RNA polymerase III
Cellular component (GO): transcription factor TFIIIC complex
Molecular function (GO): protein binding
Source: RefSeq, a predicted model, not a curated record